Messenger RNA from Rhipicephalus sanguineus (brown dog tick), 4507 nucleotides. Its product is annotated as toll-like receptor Tollo. Gene Ontology annotation, molecular function: protein binding. Bases 190 to 3708 code for a protein of 1172 amino acids. NCBI's taxonomy places the organism in Eukaryota, Metazoa, Arthropoda, Arachnida, Ixodida, Ixodidae. The record is from RefSeq and is a predicted model, not a curated record. The transcript has a single exon. Gene Ontology annotation, biological process: signal transduction.
AAAGAAAUUCCCUCGCAGGUCGACGAGGGGUGCGCGGCGGCGGCGGGCUGAGCAGCAGCCGGCCUCCCCCUGGGUGGGCGCAGUGAGGCCGACCCAGCACCCCGGCGACGCGCCAACCGGUCAUUCCAGUCGAGGAGGAGGCCAGCGGAGUGUGAUGUGCCGCCGCCGGGUGACUAUGCGGCCAACGCGAUGAGGCGGGCUGUGCUGGCCCUGCUGCUGCUCUGGUGGCUGGGCGUGCAGCCCAGCGUCGCGGCUCGCUACGUGGCCCCCGAGGACUGCCGCUGGGAGCCGCUGGACGCCACCGGAGUGGCGCUCACCUGCGCCGUGCGCUCCCUGAGCGGCGGCCCCGAACCGACCAACUUCAGCCUCAUCCAGCCGGGACACACGGCGCGGCUCACGGUGCGAUGCGACGACUUGCUCGUGCCGAGCGAGCUGAGCAACGGCUCGUUCGGCCACCUGAGCGGGCUGCGCUCGCUCGCCAUCGAGCGCUGCAAGGUGAGCAGCGUGCCGGCGCUCGCCUUCUCCGGCCUCGGCGAGCUGCACAACCUGAGCCUGCGCACGCACAGCACCGAGUGGGGAAUGUCGCUGCGCCUCGCGGCCGACAGCCUGGCGCCCCUGCAGCAGCUCGUCGCGCUCGACCUGAGCCGCAACAACAUGGACUACUUGCCGCCAUCGAUCCUCUGUCCCCUCGUCCAACUCGCGCUGCUCAACGUGACGCACAACCGUUUCGCGGACGCCACUCGGAUGGGAUUCGCGGAGACGCGCUGUUCUCCGCUUCUGCACAAGCUGGACGCGGCCCACAACAAGCUGCGCCUGCUGCCCGAAAAGGCGUUCGCCUCGCUGCGCCAACUGCGCCACCUCAAGCUCGACCACAACCAGAUCGCGCGCGCCGAACAAGGGGCCCUGUUGGGCCUUUCGCGGCUGCAGAGCCUCGACCUGGCGCACAACGCGCUCGUCGGCCUGCCGCCGCGGUUCCUGCAGCCGGCCGAGGCGUCGCUGGCCGAGCUUUACCUGCGGAACAACUCGCUGAGCGCUCUGCCCCCGGCUCUGUUCGCGGGCCUGCAUCAGUUGACGAUGCUCGACCUGGCGCACAACCAGCUCGCUUCCGGCUGGCUCGCACAGCCCCAGACCCUGGCCGACCUGACGCGUCUCGCGGCGCUCGAUCUGUCGCACAACCGGCUCACCAGGCUGGACGGGGCCGCGUUUCGGUCUCUGCACAACUUGCAAACGCUCGACCUGCAGCACAACCUGAUCGAGUCCGUGGCCGACGCGGCUUUCAGCUCGCUCUACAACCUGCACACGCUAGUCCUAAGCCACAACCGGCUCACGCGCGUGGCUAGUCACACCUUCUCGGGGCUGUCGUCGCUCGGCGGGCUGUACGUGGACCACAACCGGCUCGAGUCCCUGGCAGCGGACGCCUUCCACAACGCGUCCAACCUGCAAGAGAUCAUCCUGGCCGGAAACCGGCUGCCGGCCGUGCCCCGGGUGGUGCAGACGCUGCAGCUGCUUCGCUCGCUCGACGUGGCCGACAACGUCAUCUCGGACAUCCACAACGCUUCCUACCAGGGGCUGCGCCAGCUGUACGGCCUCAACCUGAUGGGCAACCACAUCGGCAACCUGAGCCAAGGUGCCUUCCGCGAGCUGCCGUCCCUGCGCAUACUCAACUUGGCUCGCAAUGGAAUUCAGUCCAUCGAACAAGGCACAUUCGACGAUGUCCCCGACCUGCACGCGUUGCGCUUAGACUCGAAUUUCUUGGACGACGUGAAUGGCCUUUUUAGUAACCUGCACGACCUCAUCAUGCUCAACAUCUCGGCCAAUCGUGUGCGAUGGUUCGACUAUGCGCUCAUUCCCAUCGGCCUGCAGUGGCUCGACAUCCACGACAAUCAGGUAGAGGCGUUGGGGAACUACUUUGAGCUGGAGUCCAUUUUGAAGCUGAGGACGCUGGACGUGUCGCACAACCGGCUCACCGAGCUCGACUCGUCCUCCUUGCCCAACGGCAUCGAGAUUGUCUUCCUGAAGGGAAACCAGCUGCGCCGCCUUCAGCCCUUCACCUUCCUCGGCAAACAGAACCUGACGCGCGUCGACUUGACGGACAACCGGCUGGACACGCUUGACAUGACCAUGUUCCGGCUCAGCGAGGUGCCCGCCAGCCGGCCGCUUCCGCAGUUCAUGGUGGCCGGCAACCCGUACCUAUGCGACUGCCACAUGGAGUGGCUGCAGCGCUUGGGCAGCCUGGACGACUCGCGGCAGUACCCGCGCGUGGUCGACCUGGCCGACGUCGUGUGCCGGCUCAGCUUCGGCCGCCGGAGGGCCGCCCUGCCGCUGGUGGAGGCGCAGUCGUCCGAGUUCCUGUGCCGCUACCGCAACCACUGCUUCGCGCUCUGCCACUGCUGCGACUUCGACGCUUGCGACUGUGAGAUGGUAUGCCCAGACAACUGCACCUGUUACUACGACCAGAGCUGGAACACAAACAUCGUGGACUGCAGCGGCCGAGCGCACGGCGCUGUCCCCAAGCAGCUGCCGAUGGACGUGACCGAGCUGUACCUGGACGGUAACGACAUACCCACGUUGUCUAGCCACACCUACAUCGGUCGCAAGAACAUGAAGGUGCUGCACCUGAACAGCAGUAACGUGCACACCAUCAACAACCGAACGUUCAGCGGUUUGCGUACGCUCCGGGUGCUGCGGCUGGAGCGCAACCGACUGGCCACGCUGCACGGAUUCGAGUUCGACGGGCUCGGGGAGCUGAGGGAACUGUAUCUCUCGCACAACCAGCUGGCGAGCAUCGGCAACGCCACGUUCGCCGCUCUCCGGUCUCUGCGAGUGCUGCACCUGGACCACAACUACAUCGUCCAGAUGGCCCUGCCCGCCAGCCUGGCCGAGCUGAGCGACGUGCGGCUGGCCGACAACCCGUGGACGUGCGAGUGUCGCUUCGUGCACGAGUUGGCCGACUUCGUGGGGGACCGGGUGCGGGACUUGUUCAGUGUCCACUGCGUGCACAACGAGACGGCCGUGCUGCCCCUCUGGAACAAUGCCACCUCGUGCACCAAUGCGUCCGAGGAGGCGAGCGGCGGUCAGCACGGGCGCCACCCGCUGCUCCUGCCCGUGCUGGUGGUGGCGGGUGUGCUGCUGCUCGCGCUGGUGUGCCUGGUGUGCGUAGGCCUGGCGUACCGCCGCCCCAUGAGCGUCUGGCUGUACACCCGGUGCGGCGUGCGCGUGUUCCAGCGCGCCGAAGCGGAGGAGGAGAAGCUGUUCGACGCGUUCGUCUCGUACAGCAAGAAAGACGAGGCGUUCGUCGCGCAGAUCCUGGCGCCCGAGCUGGAGUGCGGCAGCCCGGCGUACCGACUGUGCCUUCACUACCGCGACCUGCCCAUGGCGGGCGGGUACCUGACGGACGCCAUAAGCGAGGCCGUGGAGAGCAGCCGGCGGACUAUAGUGAUCCUCUCGGAGCACUUCCUGAAGAGCGAGUGGUGCCGGUACGAGUUCAAGUCCACCCACCACGGGGUGCGGCGGCGCAGCCUGGUCGUCAUCUUCCUCGGCCGCGUCUCGUUCAAGGAGCUGGACCCGGACAUUCGGCUCUGGCUCAAGUCCAGCACUUUCCUGCGCUGGGGCGAAAAGAGGUUCUGGGACAAGCUGCGCUACGCACUGCCGGACACGCGGCACCGCAAGGUGGCCGCCCGCAGCGACGUAGCCAGCGUGCACAUCUGACGCCGCGUGUGUGUGUGUGUGCCAAGUGUGUGUGUGUGUGCCUCCUCAUGGUGGAUUACGCCCCCGUCAUCUAAGUCAAGUCGCAGGUAAAAACAUCUUCGACGAACUCCUUCUUUCUUAAACACUGGUGGUGACAUAUGGGGAGGGGUCAUGUACAUACACGUGUAAUAUAGCAUUUUUAUUUCUGAAUGACUACCAUGAGCGGAACUGAACUGUGAUGUACAUUCCUAUGCACACAUUGCGGAAGACUGCCUAGCUUGAAUUCUGAGCAAAAUGGUGCGAUUUGAAUGUCGCCUUGUGUCGCCGAUAUUUAUUUAUACUUAUUUAAGUGCCCUCAUCACACUACAGCAUAUGUAUCCUCGACAAAAAUUGUCUCUAUCCUGGACAUUACGAGGAGUUUGUUCAGAGGCACCCUGUGAAGGUAAUAAAAAAUGACUCAUCUCUUCAACUGCAGCUCACACCUCAAAAGAAAAAUUCAUUGCAAAAGCCUGUAGAGAAAUAGAUAGUUCAGAGUGUGUGUAAAUUGCACGGGUUCAUAUCAAUUCAAUCCUCCUGAAAAAGAAUUCACAUGAAUUUCAAUCACCUUGAAACAACAGCUUCCAGAGGCAACCUCACUGUGCACCAACAUAAAAGCAGCACACAAAUAAAGCCAACAACUGUCAUUCAUGUAGCGAUGACCUUUUUAUUGCUCUGCUGACAUAAUGUACUUAGUUGUGCUGUGGAUGUGAUGCCAGGAAAAAGUUUGGAAGGAACAACUACGGCAAUAAAGCGGAGUGUCUGAACACUUGCAGAUGUUCAA